Messenger RNA from Opisthocomus hoazin, 3606 nucleotides. The record is from RefSeq and is a predicted model, not a curated record. Lineage: Eukaryota; Metazoa; Chordata; Aves; Opisthocomiformes; Opisthocomidae.
AGAUACAUUAUGUUCCACCACCACUUGUGUGCCUACUUUGUCUGACCUCCUGUGAAUACCAGCAGCGAGCAAAUGCUGUGAACAGAACCAUAACAAACAAUGGCCUGUCUUACAAUGACAAAUAUGGAAGGUACAGCAACUUCUACUGUCCACCAGAAUGGUGACAUCCAUGGGAAUACCAAUGCACCCAAGCAGACAGAACCAUUGCUUCAAGUGUACCUGUAUCAUUCUCCUGGGAAGACGGGAGGAGAUUACCUUCAAUUUCCAGCUGGAGAAUACGUUGCAGAGGAGAUUUGUGCUGCUGCCUGUAAAGCUUGUGGCAUCAUGCCAGUGUAUCACAACAUGUUUGCACUCAUGAGUGAAACAGAGAGAAUGUGGUAUCCCCCAAAUCACAUCUUCCAUGUAGAUGAAACAACCAGACUCACCCUACUUUACCGGAUAAGAUUUUAUUUUACCCACUGGUAUUGCAAUGACAACAAUAGAGCAUAUCGGUAUGGCAUUCUUCGAGGUGCAGAAAGCCCUGUUCUUGAUGAUCUUGUCAUGUCUUACCUAUUUGCACAGUGGAGAGAUGAUUUUCUGGAUGGAUGGAUACAGAUGCCUGUUACUCAUGAAACACAAGAAGAAUGCCUUGGAAUGGCUGUUCUGGAUAUGAUGAGAGUGGCCAAAGAAAAGGACGAAACCCCAUUGGCUAUUUACAAUUCAGUCAGCUACAAACAGUUUUUGCCUAAAUGUGUGCGAGCAAAAAUCCAAGAAUACCACAUCUUGACACGAAAAAGAAUAAGGUACAGGUUCCGCAAAUUUAUACAACAGUUUGGCCAAUGCAAAGCUACUGCCAGAAAUUUGAAACUAAAGUAUCUUAUAAAUCUGGAAACCCUUCAGUCUGCCUUCUAUUCAGAGGUUUUUGAAGUAAAAGAACCUGGUGGAGAUCCUACUGGAGAGGAAAGUUUUGCAACCAUUGUAAUAACUGGAAAUGGUGGAAUUCAGUGCUCAAGAGGAAAACUUAAAGACUGUGAGACACUGGCAGACCAGGAUUUACAAACAUACUGUGAUUUUCCCGAUAUAAUUGAUGUCAGCAUUAAACAAGCAAGCCAAGAAGGCUCCAGUGAGAGAAGAAUUGUCACCAUUCACAAACAAGACAGCAAGAAUCUGGAGGCUGAAUUUCAGUCGUUAAGAGAAGCUCUCUCCUUUGUAUCAUUAAUUGAUGGAUACUACAGAUUAACUGCAGAUGCCCACCAUUAUCUCUGUAAAGAAGUAGCACCACCGUCAGUCCUUGAAAAUAUCCAAAGCAACUGCCAUGGACCAAUUUUCAUGGACUUUGCUAUCAGUAAACUGAAGAAAGCGGGUAAUCAGACUGGUUUCUACGUUCUUCGCUGCAGUCCUAAAGAUUUUAAAAAAUACUUCCUCACCUUUGCUAUAGAGCGUGAGAAUACCACUGAUUAUAAGCACUGCUUAAUUACGAAGAAUGAGAAUGGAGAAUAUAAUCUCAGUGGAACCAAGAGAAGUUUUGGUAAUCUUAAGGAUCUGUUGACCUGUUACCAGACAGAAACUGUCCGUUCAGACAGCAUAAUUUUCCAGUUCAUCAAAUGCUGUCCUCCAAAACCAAAAGAUAAAUCAAAUCUCCUAGUCUUCAGAAGCAAUAGUGUUUCUGACGUACCUUCAUCCCCUACGCUACAGAGACACAAUAAUGUCAACCAGAUGGUCUUUCACAAAAUCCGGAAUGAGGACUUGAUAUUUGAGGAAAGUCUUGGACAGGGCACAUUCACUAAGAUAUUCAAAGGUGUAAGAAAAGAAGUGGGAGACUAUGGCCAGCUCCACCAAACCGAAGUUCUUUUAAAGGUGCUGGAUAAAGUGCACAGAAACUACUCUGAGUCCUUCUUUGAGGCAGCAAGUAUGAUGAGCCAGCUUUCUUACAAACAUUUGGUGUUAAAUUACGGAGUCUGCGUGUGUGGGGAGGAGAACAUCCUUGUACAAGAAUAUGUAAAAUUUGGAUCCUUGGACACAUAUUUGAAAAAGAACAAAAAUGUUAUCAAUAUCUUGUGGAAGCUGGAAGUAGCCAAACAGCUGGCAUUAGCCAUGCAUUUUCUGGAGGAUAAAGGCCUUGUUCAUGGGAAUGUCUGUGCAAAAAACAUCUUGCUUAUCAGAGAGGAAGACAGGAAGUCUGGAAACCUUCCGUUUAUAAAACUAAGUGAUCCUGGCAUCAGUAUUACAGUUUUGCCAAGAGAUAUACUUCUUGAGAGGAUACCAUGGGUUCCUCCUGAAUGUAUUGAGAAUCCCAAACAAUUAAGCCUGGCCACAGACAAAUGGAGUUUUGGUACUACUUUGUGGGAAAUCUGCAGUGGAGGAGACAAACCUCUGAGUGCACUGGAUUCUUCAAGAAAACUACAGUUUUAUGAAGAUAGGCACCAGCUUCCUGCCCCCAACUGGACAGAACUAGCAAACCUUAUAAACAACUGUAUGGAUUAUGAGCCAGAUUUCAGGCCUUCAUUUAGAGCAAUUAUACGUGACUUGAAUAGUUUGUUCACUCCAGAUUAUGAACUAUUGACAGAAAGUGAUAUGUUGCCAAAUAUGAGAAUUGGAGCACUUGGAUUUUCUGGUGCUUUUGAAGAUCGGGACCCAACACAAUUUGAAGAAAGACAUCUGAAGUUUUUACAGCAACUUGGCAAGGGAAAUUUUGGCAGUGUUGAGAUGUGCCGGUAUGACCCCCUGCAGGAUAAUACUGGGGAAGUGGUGGCUGUGAAAAAGCUUCAACAUAGCACAGAAGAGCACCUUAGGGACUUUGAAAGAGAAAUUGAAAUACUUAAAUCUCUGCAGCACGAUAACAUCGUUAAAUACAAAGGAGUAUGCUACAGUGCAGGUCGUAGGAAUCUAAGGUUAAUUAUGGAAUACUUACCAUAUGGAAGUUUACGAGAUUAUCUGCAGAAACAUAAAGAGCGGCUGGACCACAAGAAGCUUUUGCUGUAUGCAUCUCAGAUAUGCAAGGGCAUGGAGUAUCUGGGUACAAAAAGAUAUGUUCACCGGGAUUUAGCAACCAGAAAUAUCUUAGUGGAGAAUGAGAACAGAGUUAAAAUUGGAGAUUUUGGAUUGACGAAAGUCUUGCCACAAGACAAGGAAUACUACAAAGUAAAAGAACCUGGUGAAAGCCCUAUAUUUUGGUAUGCUCCAGAAUCUCUGACAGAAAGCAAGUUUUCUGUGGCCUCAGAUGUGUGGAGUUUUGGUGUGGUCUUGUAUGAACUCUUCACAUAUAUUGACAAGAGCAAAAGUCCACCAGCUGAAUUCAUGCGCAUGAUUGGCAAUGAUAAACAAGGGCAGAUGAUUGUGUUUCAUUUGAUAGAGCUUUUGAAGAAUAAUGGACGACUACCAAGACCAGAUGGAUGUCCUGAUGAGAUUUAUGCUAUCAUGAAAGAAUGCUGGAACAAUAACGUUACCCAGCGCCCCACCUUUAGGGAUCUUGCUCAGCGAGUGGAUCAUAUAAGGGACAGCAAGGGUGGAUGAGAAAACUGUCCCUCCUUCAGAGGAUGUGUUGGAAUGCAGAACAAAAUGUACUUGGUCUGCUGUGUAUAGUUGACAUAUGUACACAUGUGCAUCUUACCUUUGCUGGAAGUAAAA